AUGAGGUACGCCCCGGAGAUCAAGAAGUCACCGCCGCACCUGCUCAAGAAGUUUGCAGUGUGCGACAUCCCCCUGUAUGACAUCUGUGACUACAAUGUGUCCAGGGACCGCUGCAAGGAGCUGGGCUGCUGCUUUUACAAAGGCGUCUGCUACGAGAAGGCGGUCCCCGUCUAUGUCCAGGUGUUCUCCGCCCUGAUCGUCAUCAUCGCCGGGGCCUUCAUCAUCACCAUCAUUUACAGAGUGGUUCAGGAGAGCAGGAGGGAGAAGAAAGCUUCCGCGGAAGUCACGCUGACGUCCGAGUCCAGCGAGAAGCCCGAGCCGCCCCCCUCCGUCAGCGAAGUGGAGGCCCCGCCCGUGAGCGAUGAGCCCUCCAAGAAGAGCGAGGAAGGAGGUAUGGAGAGGCCCCGGCCUUCCUCCCUCCGGCCCCCUGACCUGCAGGCUGGCAGGGCCCUCACCCUGGCCGGACGCCAGUGCAGCCCCUUCCAUGGCUGCCUCUUGUUUGAAGAGGAGGCGCCCUUGGAGCUGCCGACUGCACGCGCCCCCAGCUGA
Lepus europaeus (European hare) is the source of this 549-nucleotide messenger RNA. RefSeq names its product testis expressed 29 (gene TEX29). Bases 1 to 549 code for a protein of 182 amino acids. The record is from RefSeq and is a predicted model, not a curated record. The transcript is spliced from 5 exons. Lineage: Eukaryota; Metazoa; Chordata; Mammalia; Lagomorpha; Leporidae.